Phascolarctos cinereus (koala) is the source of this 2890-nucleotide messenger RNA. RefSeq names its product cellular repressor of E1A stimulated genes 2 (gene CREG2). The record is from RefSeq and is a predicted model, not a curated record. Lineage: Eukaryota; Metazoa; Chordata; Mammalia; Diprotodontia; Phascolarctidae.
GCUUAAGCCUAGAAAGAAACUCAAUUUGUCUUCCCACUGCCUUCUCUCUGCCACAGGAGGGUGCUGCGAUCAUUCCAGAGGCUCGGGUUUGGCAAGACUGCGUGGGUCACAGCGCGGAGUGUUUGUUACAAAAUGUCUGUCUUGUGCUGUCACAGGCUGCUGGGGAGAAAGAUCGCAUUCAUCUCCUGGCUGUUCUGGCUGCUUUGGUGCAGCGCGACGCUCUCUCCUGUCUGGGGGUACGUGAUUGUGAGCUCGGUCUCCUGGUCAGUUACCAACGAGGCAGAGGAAGAGCUGGACAGCUCCUCCAACGAGGAGGCGCUGCCUUCGCUCCUCGAAGACACCACGAGCAUCUGGAAGCAAAGCUACCCGGCCUCUGUUUAUAAAGAAGACAGCGAAAUGAGGUCCAGGCAAGGGGUGGAGAGGUCUAAGCAGAUCUCCUCUCCUUCCAGGAUGUUUUCCUACAGAAGAGAAAGUUCCAAAGGGACAGGCAACCUUCCUCCUCACAAGCAGAUCAUCAGGACUGCCCGAUCCCUGGCUCACACUAACAGCUGGGGCUUUCUGGCUACUGUAUCUACCCAGGAAAAGAUCAAGGGUGUGCCCUUUGGGAACUGCUUACCCAUCAGUGAUGGUCCCUUCAACAACAGCACUGGGAUUCCCUUCUUCUAUGUGACUCCAAAGGACAACAUUGUCGCUGACUUGAUGAAAAAUCCAAUUGCCUCCCUGACCCUGCCAGAAGCAGCAGGAGAUUUCUGCAGAAAAAAUAUCAUUGACUUGGAAGAUCUUCGAUGUGUCAGGUUAACCCUUACAGGCCAGAUGGUUUCCGUGUCUCCAGAAGAAGUGGAAUUUGCUAAGCAAGCUGUGUUUUCAAGGCAUCCAGUAAUGAGGAAGUGGCCCCGUCAUUAUGAGUGGUUUUUCAUGAAAAUGAAUGUUGAAAAUGUGUGGCUCCAGAACUGGCACGGAGGAGUUUCCAACAUUGCGACAGAAGAAUAUUUCAAAGAAGUUCCAAGUAAAGCUUGAGGAAGCCUUGAGAUGAACCUUCACAGCUCCCAUCUUUGCUUUUAAAAAUUCAGUUAUUUAAAAUUAUGCCAGCCAGGCAAUAGUUAGGUAGGCUCUCUUUUCAGAAAGGUUCCCAACAGACUAUGACCAUGAACCACUGGGUUAACAAGAGAGGUGAAGAUGGCCAUUUCCAAAUGGUGGAUUCCCAAUGAUGUAAUAGAUGGCUUUUGUUUAAAAUCACUUCAGGUGAUUAAUUCACUUUAGGUCCACUCAUUUGGUACUCCUUGGUGUGCAUCAAAAAGAUGACAGACAUAGUAUGUGUUGAAACAGUUGGUUUCCAUUCUGUAGGAAAACCAAUUACUCAUGUGAGAAUAAUGUGACUGCAUUAUAUUGUGAAAGUGCUUUUCUUUCUUGCGUUGCCAAAAGCAUUGUCCAAGUGUUCUAAGUUUGAUACAACUAUAAAGGGUUUAAAUUAAUGUCAUAUAGCCACAUGUGUUUUCUAAUAGUUGGAGAAAAACCUUUGAAGGAUGGUGGAGCAUGUAGCCAUGAAUUGUAAAUUGUGCUCCUGGAUUACAAGCAUGUUACCAAAUCACCUGGUUAUGAUUUACAGACCAAUUACAUAACUUCCCCCCCCCAUCCCUUAACAUGACCAACAGUGUAAGAUCUUGGAGUUUUGUACUUAGCCUUAGUCUAAGUAAGCUGAUUAUGAGAGUACAAUAAACAGGAUGGCUUGUUAUACUGAACAGUUUGGGUAAAAAAAAAGCCAAUGCUUAUUACAUUUGUCUCUGCCAUUCUUCAGCUAAAACCUGAAGCAGUUCAGUGUAAGGGGGCAAAAAAGGGAGUGGAAAGAAGCUGUUCAUGUCAUCUCUGGCAAGAGAGAAAAGAACAGAAGCUCAGAACUGGAAGGGAUCUCAGAGGACCUAGGCCUCACCUUUGCCUGUGUAGAAAUCCUUUCUAUGUUUCCUAACAAAUGGUCAUCUGUUCUCCUUUUGAAGACUCCAAGGCUGGAAAUCUGACUACUUCCUGAGACAGCUCAUUCUACUGUGGGACAGCUCCAGUUGUUAGGAAGGUUUUCCUUUAUAUAGAGCCACAUUCUGCCUCUCUGAAACUUUCACCUGUUGUUCUUGGUUCUGUCUAAUGGAGUCAAACCAAACAUUUCUAAUUCUAAUUUCUCUAUCAUGUGAAGAUUCUUUAGCCGUUUGAAGACAGCUGUCAUGUUCUUCCAAACCCCCCCUUUUUAAUGGCCUAAAUAGCUUCAGUUUUUUACAUAGAAUGAGAAUAGAUGAGAAGGUGAAAAUGUCCUACAUAAAUAGAAAAGAAUUAAAUCAGGAAAACAGCAAAACGGCUGUUGAAGAGAUUUAUUGAUUGGAGCCAUAUUUACUAUACCCUUUACUUUAAAAAUGUUGUUUCUGAGACAUGAUUCUUAUUAAGCUUUUAGAAUGUCUGUGGGAGCAUUUACAAAGUCUGACAUGGUUUCUCAAAAUUUGUUGUACAUUAUGCAACCAGAUUAUUUGGCCUAAGAAACAAUAAGAAGACAAAAUUUCCCAGUCCAUUACUUCUUGCGUGCAUGCCUUGAUUUCUAAGUUCUGAAGUCUAAGUGAGUAAUUCUAAAAGAGUAUUACUAAGUUGCUCUGUUAAUACUUUUAGGACACCCAGCAAAGUUGAGUCUUUGUUGCACACAUAUUAUAUGAAAAUCUAGUUGAAAAACCCACUUUUAUUUUGAUGGUUUCUAGUACCACUUCUAAGAGAUAUAUAAUUGAAUUCACUACCAUAGCUAUAAGUACCCAACUUUCUUAUCCUUGGAAGAUGAUUUCUAAUCCUGACUUAUUAGAUCCGUGUGUGUGUGUGUGUGUGUGUGUGUGUGUGUGUGUGUGUAACAUUAAAUGUUAUUUUU